Molecule: messenger RNA, 1188 nt
Organism: Camellia sinensis
Lineage: Eukaryota; Viridiplantae; Streptophyta; Magnoliopsida; Ericales; Theaceae
Source: RefSeq, a predicted model, not a curated record
UGAACCUUAUAAUAAGAAGUGAAAAAAAAAAAAAAAGGGAAAGUUCUGCUGGAAAGGACAACAAAAAUUCCUAAAAAGUGCAAGUAAAUAGUUCGAGUGCUUUUUUGUACUCGGAUGUCGGGAGUCCAUACUAUUGCUGAAAUUUAUCUUGCAAUAUGAACCUAGGCAAAGGUAUACAUAUUGACAUCUACAAGAUGAGGAAAUCCGCAGCAGAUGAGAAGAUUCUCAGCUACAACGAUGCUGUACUCAGACGAUCAGAUUUGGACAUUCUCAGCGGUCCAUAUUUUCUAAACUAUCGCAUCAUUGAAUUUUAUUUCAGCUAUCUUCCGUCAUGUUAUCCUUCCGAGGAGUUCGUACUUGUUUCACCUUCAAUUGCUUUCUGGAUAGCAAACUGCCCAGACAUCGAAAGUUUCAAGGAUUUCGUAGAACCCCUUAAUCUCUCUAGUAAGAAACUGGUAAUCUUUCCUGUCAAUAACAACGAUAACGUGACAGAAGCCGAAGGUGGGAACCGCUGGAGCUUACUUGUGUUUGAGAGAAAUGCAAAUGUAUCUGUGCAUCAUGAUAGCUACGGAGGACUUAAUGCUGGGCAUGCCAAACAGCUUUACAGAGCUAUUGUUGGAUAUAUGGGGAUCUCUGAUAUGGCAUCAGCUUGUAAAUAUGUUGUGCGCUCUAAAACCCCACAGCAAGUGAAUGGCUACAAUUGCGGUCUAUAUGUUACAACUAUUGUGAAAGCCAUAUGCAGCUGGUAUGAAAGCAAAAGUGAACCAAAUGAUGAAGAUGGGUUGUGGUUGUCUACGAUGAAUGAGCAGGUUAAUCCAUCUGUUGUUGACAAGAUGCGCACAGUAAUUUUGGGGCUAGUAAAAAGCUUAAUGUCCAUGCAGUGAAAAUCUUGAAUUGCAUUGGUGUUGGUUCAAGAUUCAGGAAUUGCAAGUCUUUUUUUCCUGUGACUGUUGGAAUAGAUUGUAGAUUUUAACUUAAUAGAUUAUAGUUUAUAGUUGGAUUAUAAAUUUAAGUUUCAGAGAGUAGUAUUUGUUUAGGUAAGUUAUAAAAUGACUUUUUUGUUGUGUAAUUGUUUUUUUUUACCCUUAUUAGUUAUAGAGAUUCAGGAAUAGAGGAAAAACGAGGGAUGGACCCUUUAUACAAGAGCGUGAUGGUAAUAUUUGAAAAAAGAGGAGAUAUUUAAGUGAA